CAUUUUUCCUCUCAUUUUCUUUUUUCUCUUUUCUUCUCUUUCCUUCCAUUUUUUCUCUCAAACAAACAUAGUGUAAGAAAAAGACGAGUUCUUUUGGUUCUCUUUUCUGCAUCUAGUGCUUUCGCAAGGUAUUAUAGUGGCGAAAGAUUGGAACGGCAGCUGAAAGCGUCUUCGCAGGUAUCGACACCUUCGUUCACUGACAAGUGACAGACCACAGUUAAGUUCUGAAGCUUCAUUAUUGUAUGCUGUGAUUAUUCAAAUGGUUUCUUUUGGAAGUUGUAGUAUUUAUAGAAGAACAUAACCAUUUUCUUAUGGGUUCAAUUCUCAAAUUUCGUAACAUAUAUGGUUCCUUUAAAUGCUUUCAUUCUAAACCUAAUUGGGGUUCCGGUGCUUCAGAUAAAACCCCCCAAAUUGAAACCAAAUAGGAAUAACAAUAGGAUAGAAAUUUUUUGGGACUUAAAUAACAAGCCACCAAACCCAAUUCCACCUUAUGAAGUUGCCAAUAAGUUUAGAACUUUUGCAUCUUCAUUUGGGGUUGUUAGGCAUAUGGUAGCUUAUGCAAAUAGCCACGCUUUCACCAGUGUCCCACACGCUGUCCGGAAGAGGAGGAAAGAGAAGGAGUUGUAUAAUCGAUUGGAGAGCAAGGGCGUCAGCAAGAGAAAUGAGCCUCAUGUAUGCAGGGUUUGUGGGAGAAAGUUUUACACUAAUGAGAAGCUUGUUAACCACUUCAAGCAGCUACAUGAGAGCGAGCAAAUGAAAAGGGUGAACCAGAUAGCAUCGGCAAGGGGGAACCGAAGGGUGAAGUUGGUGGCAAAGUAUUCGAUGAAGAUGGAGAAGUAUAAGAAGGCUGCAAGGGAUAUUCUUACUCCAAGAGUGGGGUAUGGUUUGGUGGAUGAGCUGAAACGCACAGGAUUUUGGGUUCAGUCCGUGUUGGAUAAGCCACAAGCUGCGGAUCAUGCAUUGGAAAGUCACAUGGUGGAUAUGAUGGAUCAUAAGUGGGUUGAAUGCAUAGUACUUGUGUCGGAUGCUUAUGAUUUCACUAAUGUAAUAAGGGAAGCGAAGCUACGAUGUCUAAAGACAGUUGUCAUCGGGGAUAAUAGCGAUGGUGUAUUGAAGAGGAUUGCUGAUACCUCCUUUUCUUGGGAGGAAAUUCUAAUGGGAAAAACUAGAAAGGAGGCUGUAUCGGUUGUUGAGAACUGGAAGGAUCAUGAUAUUUUGAAAAGGUUAGAGUGGAAAUACAACCUAGAGGUGGAUAAAAGGAAAUAUAAUCCGGCUAAUGUGGUUAUUGAAGAAUCAGAAGAUGAUAAUAUUGAAGGUGUUUGUGAUGAUGUUGAUGAUGACUAUAAGGAUGAUGGAGGUUCUUGGUGGGAGUUAGAUUCUAAUGAAAAUGUCACAAAUGAACAGACAUGAAAAUCAUAAUUGAAAAUGAGGUACUGCAUGGUGCUUUUUGCAGGCAUUGCAGCUGAAGCUCUUGUUUAUGGUGAGGCAGAGGGGGGAGAAAAUGAUGAAAAUCUAUUCAGAAAUAUCUGUCUUCUUUUGGAGCCCCCAUUAUCUUUAACUGAGGUAUCUCCACAGUGCACAAUCGACGCCCUUGUUCUGAUGUCUUAUCAUUUGCCCAAGUGGCACAGAGCUGCGCACCGAGCUGCCAUUAAAGUGUUAGAAAGUGGUGCUAGUCUGAGUAUAGUAGUUAGGAGGAUUGAGGAAACUUUGUGUUGCAAGAAAUGAUCCUCACAAGUUCAGAAUUACAGACAAAAGUAUUUUGUGUAUUCAACUUACUUACAGGGCCAACAUCUCUUCUCGUUGUACAAGUAUUCAUUCACAAUGGCUUUAUUUUAGUCUUAUAAGUACUUUGCUUUGUUUAUUUUCCAGUACAGGGUUGUUGCAGCUGAUCUGAAGAGCAACUAGUUUUAUUGGUCUCUUUGUUUGACCUUAUAUAGGAUGAAAGAGUGCCAUGCUACAAACAAAUGAAGAAUUUUAGCUUCAGCAAGUGACCUCUUUGUUCACUUCAGUGUUCACAUUGAGACAUGAGCCAUUCCAGAAGUUGCACCUGCUUGGCUAAAUAAUACUUGGAACAAUAUUUGAUACAUACAGAGAAGUAGCCAAUAAUUUGGAGCAGUGCUUAAGGUUUAUUUUAUUUCACCAGCAAUAUUGGCCGCGGUUGAAAUCAAUCACAGUUGCUAAAUGUUGGGUUAAGGGGCUUUGAAGUCUUAGGAUGAAGUUCAGAAAUUAGAAUUGAGAUGGAUGGCAUGGCAACAAACACUGCAAGUUGUGUAUUGAAGUCAUUGAAACAAAAUAACUUUCUAUUGCAAACAAUCUGUAAUUCCCAUCUUGUCAUAUUGAUAUGGAGUUUAUAUAUUAUAUUUAAGCUAGACAAAUUGGUUAUGUUCAAACCUAAACUCUCUAGAAACUGAGCUAGAUUAAUCUUUUUUAUUUUUAUGUUGGCCUACAUUCCCUCCCAAAAAUACAUUA
Messenger RNA from Arachis stenosperma, 2469 nucleotides. RefSeq lists its product as uncharacterized. The record is from RefSeq and is a predicted model, not a curated record. Lineage: Eukaryota; Viridiplantae; Streptophyta; Magnoliopsida; Fabales; Fabaceae. Gene Ontology annotation, molecular function: RNA nuclease activity.